Molecule: messenger RNA, 249 nt
Organism: Phytophthora nicotianae INRA-310
Lineage: Eukaryota; Oomycota; Peronosporomycetes; Peronosporales; Peronosporaceae
Exons: 1
Coding region: 1-249 (82 amino acids)
Source: RefSeq, a predicted model, not a curated record
AUGUCGGUUGCGCCGUCUGCAGUGCGGAAGGCUGCAAUCCGACACCUCCAUCGCAAUCACGGCGAGAAUACCAGCCUCCGCUACCUGCCCCGUCACAGGGCUGUCUCGUUUGUGAAGAACGUGCGCAAGGGGCUCACAGGCGGAGACGUGUUUCGAGCUAUCGAGCUCGAACCUACGGUAUUUGUCAGCCCUGAUGACGAACGGCCGUUCCUACAAUUUCAUUACAUCUACGCUCAUGCGGGGGCAUGA